This is a messenger RNA of Oppiella nova, 1152 nucleotides long. The record is from the annotation of a GenBank genome assembly. Lineage: Eukaryota; Metazoa; Arthropoda; Arachnida; Sarcoptiformes; Oppiidae.
UGUAUAGCCGGAUACUUUAUAUACAACUAUUUACAAAUGGGCAAAAAUAAAUCAAUUAUAAGACCAAAUGUUGGCGUAAGUGAUGGUAUCAAAAGUGGUCAUCUAUUCAAAUACUUUCGGAUUAGUGGCUCACCUGAUGUUAAAAAUGAAAACUUGUAUCCAAUUGUUUAUAACAAUAAUUAUGGCAUUAGUUUCUAUAGGUUGGAAAGACUGCAUCAUUUUGACGCACAAAAGUGGACUAAAAUAUACCACUUUUUGAACACACAUUUUGAGGAAAAGGGCACACCUUUUACGACAGUAUCGCCGCUCCGGGAGAUAAAUACCAAUGAACUCGAGUUAAUACAUACCAAGCAAUUUAUCCAGGACAUUCACUAUAACUCGGGGACUAUAGCCGAUGCACUGGAAAUAUACAUGAUCAGGGUCGUGCCAAGUUUUAUAUUAAGGUCAGCCCUAAUCACGCCAUUCAAAUGGCAGACAUCGGGCAGUGUUUUGUCGGCAUAUAUGGCGCUGACGUACGGGUGGGCCGUAAACCUCGGCGGAGGUCUCCAUCACUCGUCCCGUCAGAGCGCUCAGGGAUUCUGUGUUUUCGCCGACAUAUCCCUUAUUAUGCAGUAUUUGUGGCAACAUUUGGACGAUAGCCUCAAGUUUAUGAUCAUUGACCUGGAUGCUCAUCAAGGCAACGGCUAUGAAACGGAUUUAUUUCUAUUCCCGCAAAGACUGAGAGAAAAAGUAUACGUUUUAGACGUAUAUAACAAAUAUAUUUAUCCGAGGGAUGGGGUGGCAAAGGGUUUCAUCAAUAGAGGUGUGGAACUCCUACCCAACACGAGUGAUGAGGAAUACCUAAAACUAUUAAAUAAAAAUAUAGUGAAAGCGUUUCAAGAGUUUACCCCAAAUCUGGUUAUAUAUAACGCGGGAACAGAUAUACUAAGCGGUGACCCAUUGGGUGGACUCAACAUAUCCAGGGAUGGGGUACUGGAAAGGGAUGUCAUUGUCUUUCAAAUGGCUAAACACAACGAAAUUCCUAUUGUUAUGUUGACCAGCGGUGGAUAUCAGUUGUCAAACGCCCGGAUAAUCGCCGAUUCAAUCAUUAAUCUAAUGGACAAACAGUUAAUCAAUUCAGUUGUGGAACGGGAGGAAAGUUAUGAGAAAUCA